Messenger RNA from Phycomyces blakesleeanus NRRL 1555(-), 1702 nucleotides. RefSeq lists its product as hypothetical. The record is from RefSeq and is a predicted model, not a curated record. Gene Ontology annotation, cellular component: small-subunit processome; box C/D methylation guide snoRNP complex. Gene Ontology annotation, molecular function: snoRNA binding. The transcript is spliced from 4 exons. Lineage: Eukaryota; Fungi; Mucoromycota; Mucoromycetes; Mucorales; Phycomycetaceae. Bases 58 to 1539 code for a protein of 493 amino acids.
GUUGAGAUCACCCUUUUUCUUUUUUUUUUCCUACAAAUCCGAGUCACUGAUCUUACUAUGCUCGUCUUAUACGAAACUGCUGCUGGCUAUGCUCUCUUCAAGCUUGUCAAUGAUUCCAAGCUCGAGAAGGCCGACGAUAUCUGGAAGGAUUUCGAGACUCCCGAACAGGCCAAUCAGGCUAUCAAGCUUAAGGCUUUCAAGAAGUUUGAAAACACCACCGAUGCCUUGUCUGCCGUAACUGGUAUUGUUGAAGGCAAAGUUCCCAAGAACUUGAAGAAGUUCUUGGAAGGCGAGAUUUCCGAGAAGGAUAUGAAGAAGGAGAAGUUGAUUAUCAGUGAUCCUAAGCUUGGUAGCGCAAUCAACAAGAAGUUGGGCAUCAGCGUUAUUUCCGAUUCCACUGUCUUGGACCUUUACAGAGGUAUCCGCCAGCAGUUUGAGUCUCUUGUCUCUGGUCUCUCACCUUCAGACCUCUCUGCCAUGUCUCUUGGUCUUUCUCACUCUCUUUCUCGCUAUAAGCUCAAGUUCAGCCCUGACAAGGUUGACACCAUGAUUGUCCAGGCAAUUGCUCUUCUUGAUGAUCUUGACAAGGAGUUGAACACAUAUGCUAUGCGUGUUAAGGAAUGGUACGGAUGGCACUUCCCCGAGAUGGGCAAGAUCAUUGUUGACAACCUUGCCUACGCUAAGGUUGUUAAGAUGAUGGGUUUCCGUACCAACGCCCAUUCUACUGAAUUGUCUGCCAUCCUCCCCGAGGAAUUGGAAGCUGAAGUUAAGGAAGCUGCCGAGAUUUCUAUGGGUACCGAAAUUUCUGAGGAGGAUAUUGAGAACAUUCACUGCCUGUGUGACCAAGUCAUCUCUAUCACUGAGUAUAGACAACAGUUGUACGAGUACUUGAAGAACCGCAUGAAUGCCAUUGCUCCUAACCUCACCAUUCUUGUUGGUGAACUUGUUGGUGCUCGCCUUAUCUCCCAUGCCGGUUCUUUGAUGAACUUGGCCAAGCAGCCUGCUUCCACCAUCCAGAUCCUUGGUGCCGAAAAGGCUCUUUUCCGUGCUUUGAAGACUAAGCACAACACACCCAAGUAUGGUUUGAUCUACCACGCUUCAUUGGUUGGCCAGGCUGGUGCCAAGCACAAAGCUAAGGUUGCCCGUGUCUUGGCUACCAAGACUGCCAUUGCUCUGAGAGUUGAUGCUCUUGGUGACGGUGAUUCACCUGAUGUCGGUACCGAUGGUCGCAUUAAGGUUGAGGCCAGAAUCCAGAUGCUUGAGGGUCGUGUUAAUGCUAGAGCCAACAAGGAGAAGCCCGCCCAGAAACAGCAGAAGUUCCAGUUUAACAAGACAGCACAAUACAAUGCACAGAGUGAUGUUGCUAUGACUGAAGCACCCAAGGAAGUCGAGGAGCCUAAGAAGAGAAAGAUCGAAGAAGUUGAAGUACCAGAGGCCAAGGAGGAGAAGAAGGCAAAGAAGGAGAAGAAGGAGAAGAAGGAUAAGAAGGAAAAGAAGGAGAAGAAGGAGAAGAAGGAGAAAAAGGAUAAGAAAGAGUAAAGACACGGUCUUUUGGCCAACAUCAAACUAUUCAGUAUACGCAUUUUGUAUUCUCCCUUCCCUCUUAUUUCAUUUUUUCAUUUGCGCCACAGGUCUGUCUAGGACCACCACCAUGUCCACUUUUUUUCCAUUAUCUAAUUACAAUAAAACAAGCUUCAAUUAU